CUGCUUGGUGCUUCCUCAGCCGCGCCCUGAGGUUCUUCCCGCCCAGCUCAGCCGCUCCCUCCUCUCCUUCCCUGCUCGCCCCCGGCUCCUUGGUUCUCCUCGCCGGCGCCCUUGCCCUCUCCCUCUGGCGAGCUUCCCUGCUUCCCAGUCGUCACUCCCUGCCAGACCCCUGCUCGCUCGCGCCCUGCCGAGGUCUCGCCCGGCCGCAGCCCCUCUCGUCUUCCUCGGAUCCGGCCUCGGCUUGUCGGUGCUCGGACUGAAGUUCAUCGCGCCCAGCCCCAACGCCCGGCCAAGCUCCCUGCUCGCGCCCUGGGUUGCUUGCUCAGGCUGCUGCUCGCCGCGCGCCCUGGCGUUCGCCGUGGCCAACGCGCCGAGCUCUUCGCUGUUGUCCGUGCGCGCGCGCCUGCUUCUCUGUCCAUGGCCGCGUUUCUCUGCUCGGCCUCCUACCCCUCUGCACGCAGUCACGUCCCACUGCUUGGCUACCGCUCAUCCGUCGUGCUCGGGCCACCCUGGUAUUCCAGCUCGUCGUUGCGUUGUUUGUCAUCGACCUUGCUAAAUCGCUCAUUGCUCGACGCCAGUGAUGGCUGUCGUGGAGCACCGCUGCGAACUCCCAGCACCCUUGCUCUGCUCCAGGAAAUAUCAAGCCUUGAACCGCCAUCGUUUUGUUGUGACGUGUGUGUGCGCUACUCACCCCACGUCGUCUUUUUUUUGUGUUUGGGCAGUCCCGCGGCAUCUGCAAACCUUGCCUCUCUAGUCGUCAUGUUCUCCCUAUCUACCAAAUCGUCGCGCCGUGCUGAGUUCCCUGGCCAUCGCGUCUUUUCUUACAGACGCUCAGUCUCGCCGCGCGUCCUGUUUCCUGCUCGCCAGCGUGCCCUCGGCUCGCUCGACUUUAAUUCCCAAUCGCGUCAUCGACCUCGUCGUUUGCCGUCGAGUCGUCAAACACGUCAUCCCCGGCUCGAUCCCCACCUCACCAGUUUACUCCAGACUUCAAUCGAAGGUCGUCGUCGUUCGUGCAUCCCCAAGAAAUCCCAAGAAUCGGGUGAAGACGAAGCUAGCAGCGCGAUUUUCCCCAAGCGCUCAACAAAUUGCCUAGAUCGGAAAAUCGCUACCGAUCUCGCGGAUUCGAGUCAGCUGUUGAAACGGUAAGCUGAUGAAUUAUUCAUAAUAGUUCGAUCGUUAAAUAAAUUAAUGUGCUAGUGCGAUGCUCAUUAGGUGCUCGAUAAUUGCGUGAGUCACGAAACUCUCGUCGACUUCGCGGUUCUUGCGAUUAUCGAGCCAGAUUCAGUUAUGGCGCGUCAUUUAGCUAUUCCGGUCAAUUAGCUGAAUUAGUGUACCGAAUAGAAUAUUAACAUGCCUGUGUGAUGAGGAAAUAGUUUAAUCACUUAUACAGAUGUGUAUAUAUUUACGAUAAAGAAAUAUUUAAGUAACUGUUGACAUG
Molecule: messenger RNA, 1438 nt
Organism: Zea mays
Lineage: Eukaryota; Viridiplantae; Streptophyta; Magnoliopsida; Poales; Poaceae
Exons: 1
Coding region: 418-1146 (242 amino acids)
Source: RefSeq, marked predicted